AUGGAUUCGGGUACAGGGGCACGUGGCGUGCCGGUUGGUUGUUGUCUGUUUGCGGCCAACAACACGGUCGACAACGAGCGUCAGAUUCACGCCACCGGCACGACGAUGGACGGCGUGAGCUUGUGGUCGUCGGCAUCGCUGGACACCAAUUGCAACGCGAUUGACCGUAAUGGCGACGAUGGGGGUUGCUUCAACGACAGCAAAGUAACGGUGCGAUUUUGCACCAACGCCAUCACGGCGGAUACCGUCGAGCAGCUGAUGGUGAAGGAAUCCGACUACCAGAUGCAGCUGGUGGCGAAACCGAGCGAGGUGGCCGUCGUUGUGGACACCCCCAACAACCGUGUCCGCGUGGCGCUGGGAGUCCUGAUUCGGUUGAUGCUUCCGCUUACGCACGGCGUAGCACGUGGCUGGAAAGGACUCCGGGGUUUAAGCGUGUUGGCACUGCUCCGGAAGGUGCGUGAAAGCCACGGUCUCCUGACAACGCUGUUCGCCGUCGCGGCCAAUACCGUCUCGUUGAGCCUGUCGUCCGUGCAAGUGGCACACCGGAUCGAUCCUCUGCUGCGUGUGAUCAAAUUUCGUAAAGACUCAUCGACGCCGUCCCCAAAACCGAUCACCGAAGCGGGCGUGGUGUCGAACUCACUCACAAGUCUGCGUGUGCCGCGCCCUCUAGCGGAGAAGUGCGUCGAUUUGGUGGUGCUUGCAGAACCUCCACCAGGCCAACCGAUCCGCGCUGACAUCGUGCUUAUCCACGGACUACACGGUUCCCUUGUUAACACCUGGAAACAAGGGCUUUGGAACAGCGAAGGCCGGCUGGUGAACUUCGAGCGGCCUCCAAAGCCUCCAUUACGGCCACCGAAACGUCAGCGACAUUCCCGUGCGAAUCUGUUCGCACCACCACACGUCUCGAAACGGGCAAAGUUUGACAUGACCUCGGAACCGGAACCAGAACCGGGAGUAAGCUUGCACGGCACCGAUUGGCCGGAAACGUUCGAUGAGUCACGAUCUACGUCUUACGAGUUCGCUCACCGGCGUUUUACGUAUCAAUGUGGCGAACCGGAUGAAGUGCACUUUGCGGAUGAUGUUGAGUACAGUUUUCCCACCUUCCGGUUGCGGAUCGAGGAGGAAGGUGCAGGUAGGAAGGUGGAUGAUGCACGGGACACUCAGGGUGCGAUCGAAGACGGCACACCGAUGACUACGGGUGGAAAGCGUAAACUCCCGAGACCGACAAAGGACGCAAACUGGUCACCGUGUUGGCCGGGUGAUUGGCUACCGCUGGAUUGUCCUGGCGUGCGUGUGAUUGCGGUUAACUACACCACCGAUCCGUACCUUUGGCGGCCAGUCUGGAUCACCAAGAGGAACCGAUCAAACCUAGUAGAUCGUGCCCGCGAGAUGAGUGAUCUGCUAAUCGCCAAAGGCGUUGGCCGGGGACAUCCGAUCGUUUGGGUUGGCCACUCAAAGGGUGGCAUCUUCAUCAAGCAGAUCCUGGUGGAUGCGUGGGAAAGCGGCCGGCCUGCAGCGGAACCGUUGUGGCGUUCUUCCCGGGGUACCUUCUUCUAUUCCGUGCCUCACCGGGGAUCGCCCCUGGCAGACUUCAAUUUGCCGCUGCUGCGCCAGUCGGUGGAGUUGCUGGAAAUACAGAAAAAUUGUUCCAGUAUUCUCGAGCUACACAGUCGCUUCGUGGCCCUGUACCACAGUGGCCAGCUGAAGAUAGACGUGUUCAGUUUCGUCGAAACCGCGCUCACGCUUAUGUCCGUGCUGUACCUGCGCAUAGUCGGGAUCGAUUCUGCUGAUCCCGGUAUCGGUGAGGUGUGUGGAGUACAUCUGGAUCAUCGGGAGAUAUGCAAACCUCGCAGCCGCAGCUGCCUUCUUUACACCGAGCUGGUCAAGAUGAUCAACCGCGUGAGCUGAAGCCAAAGAUGAGACGGGUGAUACGGAUACGGUAACAGGUGGGGCAACGCAACCGAGCUACCGAUGGCACGAAGCAGGAAUGUCCUUAGGAAAGAAAGGAAGCUCAAUAUUUGUUUUAAAAUAUGUUUCCACCUUACUCCGUUUUGUUCUAAACUAGAUAGAAACGUAGCUAGGUAGCGUAUAACGCGCUGGAGAGAAAUCGGUAGAGCGCCAGUUAGUUUUGUAUACCAUAAGGAUGAAUAUUAAGUCCUCGUUCCGGUCCACCGAAGUUCCACCAAAGCGCCAGGACGCCGAGGAGCAAUAGCUUACAUUAUGAGAUUUCUUUGAUUACCUCCCGUAUGGUUAGGAAUGGCGGUUUUUGUUAUUAGGAUUUGUUUUUUGUGUUUUUCUUUUGUUAAUACAUGUUUUAACUGUUAGCGUACACCGUUACCAAAACGGAGCAUACAGGUCUAGGGAGAGCAUCCAGUUGUUUUGGGUGGCCGUUUGAGGCAGCCUUGCAGUGAUGAGUAUACAUACAUACAUACAGUGAUGAGUAGAGCUAGAUUGGAUUUGGAUCCACAGGGAAUAAGUGAAGGUAGCAAAGCUACCUCGUGCAGGAACAAACGUGCGACAGAUACUACUUUGUGAUAACCGUUUAAGUACUACUGUUAUGCGACUACCGAAUAUACGUAGAUUUUGU
This is a messenger RNA of Anopheles nili, 2587 nucleotides long. RefSeq lists its product as uncharacterized. The record is from RefSeq and is a predicted model, not a curated record. Lineage: Eukaryota; Metazoa; Arthropoda; Insecta; Diptera; Culicidae. The coding region runs from base 1 to 1908 and encodes 635 amino acids. The transcript has 6 exons.